Coregonus clupeaformis (lake whitefish) is the source of this 642-nucleotide messenger RNA. Its product is annotated as gastrula zinc finger protein XlCGF7.1-like. Lineage: Eukaryota; Metazoa; Chordata; Actinopteri; Salmoniformes; Salmonidae. Bases 1 to 642 code for a protein of 213 amino acids. The record is from RefSeq and is a predicted model, not a curated record. The transcript is spliced from 2 exons.
AUGAGGAUCCACCAGAGAAGCCAUAUUGUGGACAGACCUCAUCAAUGUGACCAGUGUGAGAAGAGCUUCACUACUCUGGGGUCCCUCCAGUCUCACCUCAGAACCCACUCGGAGGAGAAGCCCUUCCUCUGCGCCCGCUGCGGCAAACGCUUCCGGACCAAAGACGGCAUGGAGGGACACCUCCGGAUCCACACAGGCGAGAAGCCCUUCCACUGCUCCUACUGCGGGAAACGCUUUACGGCGCUCGCCGGGUUGAAUGUGCACGUACGGCGGCACACGGGCGAGAGGCCGUACGUGUGUGAGGUGUGCGGCAAGGCAUGGCCCUCAGGUGGGGACCUGCAGAAACACAUGCGCUGUCACACAGGGGAGAGACCUUACAGCUGUGUUGACUGUGGGAAGACAUUCUCCAUAUCCUGUCACCUGACAGAACACAUGAAGACACACUCAGGUGAGAAGCCGUUCUCUUGUCCAGAGUGUGGGAAGAGCCUGAAGAGGAAGUUUGAUCUGAAGAAGCACCUGUUGACCCACUCUGGGGUGCGUCCAUACCCCUGCCCUCACUGUGACAAGAGCUACACCCGCCGCACACACCUCAACAGGCACCUACAGAAACACUCGGCUGAGCUGUUAACAGCAGCAUUGUAG